AUGGCGCCAGGUCCGAGGCUGGUGCUCUCCGAGGAUAUGGUCCGGGAGCGCAGCGGCCUUGGUCCCCACCGUGACCUGGCUGAGCUUCGAUCAUUAUCUGUUCCUGGAACUUAUCAAGAGAAGAUUACUCACCUCGGGAACUCCCUGAUGCGUCUGACAGGUCUGAAGUCCUUAGAUCUCUCUCGCAACUCACUGGUCAGUCUCGAGGGCAUUCAAUACCUGAGUUCCCUGGAGAGUCUUAAUCUCUACUACAACUGUAUUCCCUCGUUAGCAGAGGUCUUUCGGCUCCACUCCUUAACUGAACUCCAGGAAGUGGACUUCCGGCUGAACCCUGUCGUGAAGAAUGAGUCUGACUACCGCCUAUUUGUCGUGCACAUGCUCCCCAAGCUUCGACAGCUGGAUGAUCGUCCCGUGAGAGAAAGUGAACGGAAGGCUUCCCAGCUGUAUUUUGCUUCAGAGGACUCUCUGGACUCAAAGGAGAUUUUCGAGGCCACUUUGACAGCUGGAAGACCACGCCACUCCAGAGGCUGGUGCACUGAUGCCUCAGCCAAGAAGUGCUUGGUUAUGGAUGCAGAUGACGAGGCCGUCCUGAAUCUAAUUGCCGAGUGUGAAUGGGACCUAAGCAAUCCUCCUGGGAGCACAAGCUCCAGCCAGAAGGAGCAUGAGGCUGACCUGCAACGCCCCCAAGGUGUGCUGCUCAGUGUG
Castor canadensis (American beaver) is the source of this 705-nucleotide messenger RNA. Lineage: Eukaryota; Metazoa; Chordata; Mammalia; Rodentia; Castoridae. The record is from RefSeq and is a predicted model, not a curated record.